Messenger RNA from Thalassophryne amazonica, 919 nucleotides. RefSeq names its product calcyclin binding protein (gene cacybp). The record is from RefSeq and is a predicted model, not a curated record. Bases 134 to 817 code for a protein of 227 amino acids. Gene Ontology annotation, molecular function: ubiquitin protein ligase binding; tubulin binding; S100 protein binding. Lineage: Eukaryota; Metazoa; Chordata; Actinopteri; Batrachoidiformes; Batrachoididae. Gene Ontology annotation, biological process: heart development. Gene Ontology annotation, cellular component: nucleus. The transcript is spliced from 6 exons.
AGGUGGCGGUAGUGGAUUCACGGUAUAGCUUGCUAAACCAACUCUACCAGAAAGAAGAAGAGGCGCGCUCACGCCGCUUAAACGCAUAUCCUGUGCUAAGCUAAGCUACCUGACUCAGCUAAACAAGUUUUAAAUGGAUCUGACCGAGCAGAUCAACCAGUUGGAGGCAGACCUACAAGAGCUGGGGUCACUCUUGGAAAAGGCACAGAGAACGAGAGUGCAGGAGGUACUGAGGCAGGAGCAGAAGAAGGUGGAAACAGAGAUUGCAGCCAAACUACGUCAGAAAGAUCAACAAACGAGAAAGGAGGCCGACCCAGCUGCAGCCUCAAAACCUACCUACUCCGUAAAGAUCACCAACUACGCUUGGGACCAGUCAGAGAAGUUUAUCAAAAUUUACCUGACAUUGAAAGAUGUCCAGAAGAUUCCAGCAGAAAAUGUGGAGGUCACCUUUACAGAAGGGUCAUUUUCUGUGCUGGUAAAGGACCUAAGUGGAAAGAACCAUCAGAUGACAGUUCUGAAUCUUUUGUAUCCAAUUGAUGAGAAGGAAAGCUAUAAAAAGAUUAAAACAGACAUGGUCCUGGUAAUGUGUAAAAAGCAAACAACAAAGAAGUGGGACUGCCUAACAAAAGUGGAAAAACAGUCAAAAGAGAAAGAUAAACCUAGUAUGGAUGAAAACGCAGACCCCAGUGAGGGCCUGAUGAACAUGUUGAAGAAAAUUUACGCAGAGGGAGACGACGAGAUGAAGCGAACCAUUAACAAAGCCUGGACGGAAUCCCAAGAGAAGAAAAUGCGAGAAGGUGACAUGAUGGACUUCUGAGGUGUAACUGUUACUUUUUCACAAUGGGAACCAUGUGAGAUCAAUGGACUGACCAUUGUAGGUUCACUGUUAAAUUUAAUGUGUAACUCAUGUUUUCAGGAA